AUGGAGUCAAUAAGACAGAGAAAACCGAGUCUGAAACCGAUUGAAUGUAAGGGUAAAGCUAGUAAAGCAUCUGAAGAAGAAGAACAAUUAAGUCCGUCGUCAAGGUUAUUUCAUGAACCCAACUUCAACGUACAUGUUUUAGCUAUUAUGGGAAGCAAAUCAAGAAUCAAUGACCUUCAAUUAAUCAAAGACAAUUUGGUUCAUACUUUGCUUAAGCAUCCUCGUUUCUCCAGCCUUCAGGUGGUGGAUGAGAAAAAAAAUGGAGAAAUGAAAUGGGUACAAACAAAGGUAGACUUAGAUAAACACAUUAUAGUACCACAAGUGGAUGAACAAAACCUUCAUGAAUCACCAGAAAAAUUCGUGGAAAACUAUAUUCGGAAUCUUAGCAAAACCACUCUUGACAAAUCAAAACCUAUGUGGGAUCUCCAUCUCCUUAACGUCAAAACAACUGACGCUGAGUCUGUUGGCAUUUUCCGAAUCCACCAUUCACUUGGCGAUGGCACCUCUCUUAUUUCCCUUCUCUUGGCGUGUACUCGCCAAACUGCUGAUCCUGAUAAAGUUCCAACUAUUCCUGGAAAUAAAAAGAGAGUUAUCCAUUCUUCAGCGCAUAAUUCCACAAAAGGAUUACGUCGAUAUGUUAUGAAAAUUUGGUUUUUUAUGAAAUUGUUUUGGAAUACAGUAGUGGAUGUGUUGAUGUUUAUGGCUACAAUUAUGUUCCUGAAGGAUACAACUACACCGAUUAAGGGUACACCUGGUUCUGUGUUCAAUCCUAGACGACUUGUUUACAGGAUAGUAAGUCUUGACGAUAUGAAAUUGGUGAAAAAUGCGUUGAAUAUGACAGUAACUGAUGUUGCUUUGGGAGUAACACAAGCUGGUUUGUCUGUAUAUCUUAAUAGAAGAUAUGGUGAGGGCAAGAAAGACAAGGGAGCAAUAGAGAAAAACAAUAAUCUUCCGAAGAACAUCAGACUUAGAUCAAGUAUUCUUGUGAAUCUAAGACCGUCAGUUGGAAUACAGGCUUUAGCUGACAUGAUGGAGAAAGACACUGAGGCAAAGUGGGGAAAUUGGGUUGGAUUUGCUCUUCUACCCUUUAAAAUUGCAUUACGACAUGAUCCCUUAGAUUAUAUCAGAGAAGCUAAGGCAACUAUUCAUCGAAAGAAAAAUUCACUUGAAGCUUUCUAUACAUGUUACAUUUCAGAAUUAGCACUCAAAUUUUUUGGGAUUAAGACAUCAAGUUCGAUAUCACACAGAAUUUUCACCAAUACAUCAAUGUGCUUUUCAUGUUUGCCUGGUCCUCAAGAAGAAAUUGGCUUCUAUGGUCACCCUAUGGCUUACCUUGCCCCCGGUUCUUAUGGACAACCUCAGGCAUUGAUGAUUAAUUGUCAAAGCUAUAUAGACAAGAUGACUAUUGUUCUAUCAGUUGAUGAAAGCGUGAUUCCUGAUCCAUAUCAAUUGUUGGACGAUCUUGAACAAUCUCUAAAGCUUAUCAAAGAUGCUGUGGUAGAAAGAGGUUACCGAACGACUGUCAGGACAUCAGUUGGAGCUAUUCCAUACUUGCUAGUAUAUGGAACAAAAGCAGUUAUACCUGCAGAAGUUGAAAUACCUUCGUUAAGAAUCAUCCAAGAAGCUGAAUUGGGUGAUGCUGAAUGGGUUCGCAAGCGGAUUGAUCAGUUAACAUUGAUUGAUGAAAAGAGAAUGGUUGCUGUCUGUCAUGGACAACUGUAUCGACAAAGGAUGAUUCGUGCUUUUCACAAGAAAGUAAGAGCCAGGAUAUUUGAAAUCGGCCAGCCGGUCCUUAAACGCAUUUUCCCUCAUCAGAAUGAGUACAAAGGGAAAUUUGCACCAAAUUGGCAAGCACCUUACAUGGUUCGCAAAGUAUUAUCUGAAGGUGCCUUAGUCCUGUCGGAGAUGGAUGGCACUGAAUGGCCGAAACCAAUCAACUCAGAUGUUGUCAAGAGAUACUAUGUGUGA
Messenger RNA from Solanum tuberosum (potato), 1968 nucleotides. Its product is annotated as O-acyltransferase WSD1-like. Gene Ontology annotation, molecular function: diacylglycerol O-acyltransferase activity. NCBI's taxonomy places the organism in Eukaryota, Viridiplantae, Streptophyta, Magnoliopsida, Solanales, Solanaceae. The coding region runs from base 1 to 1968 and encodes 655 amino acids. The record is from RefSeq and is a predicted model, not a curated record. The transcript is spliced from 8 exons. Gene Ontology annotation, biological process: triglyceride biosynthetic process. Gene Ontology annotation, cellular component: plasma membrane.